This is a messenger RNA of Cicer arietinum (chickpea), 794 nucleotides long. RefSeq lists its product as uncharacterized. NCBI's taxonomy places the organism in Eukaryota, Viridiplantae, Streptophyta, Magnoliopsida, Fabales, Fabaceae. The record is from RefSeq and is a predicted model, not a curated record.
UUUAUUAAAUCCCCAAAAUCCAAAAUCAAAAGCUGAGAGAAAACUAGGGUUUGGGUUUUAAAACUUUGAUUCCUGUGAUCUCAGUUUCGAUCGAUCGAUUCUCUCGAACACGAGGCUGAAACGCAAACUGUGAACCAAUGGCAACACAAACGACAAAGCGAAAACCGGUGUUCGUUAAAGUUGAUCAGCUGAAACCGGGAACCAAUGGACACACUCUGACAGUGAAGGUGGUUAGCUCUUCGCCGGUGAAGACGGUCCCUAACCGUGGUGGUCGAUCGGCGGUGAUAGCUUCUCGUCCUUCCCGCAUCGCUGAAUGCCUCGUUGGAGAUGAAACCGGAUCCAUAGUCUUCACUGCUCGCAACGAACAAGUGGACCUCAUGAACCCUGGUGCAACUUUAAUUCUGCGUAAUGCCAAGAUUGACAUGUUCAAGGGAUCUAUGAGGCUUGCAGUGGAUAGGUGGGGGCGUAUAGAGGCCACAGAACCUGCAAAUUUUGAAGUUAGAGAGGAUAACAAUCUUUCAUUAGUUGAGUAUGAGUUAGUCAAUGUCGUUGAAGAGUAAUUUUUAUCUUCUGAAGUGAAUCUUUCAAGUUUCGAGGGAUUCUGAUUUUUAGUUUGACCAUUGAACAAUUGACUGCAGUGCAGGUUUUUAUAUGGUACAGUCUUGCUUAUUUAGUCUUAAGAUUGCUGUGGUUAAUGCUAAGAUUAAUGUUUUGGGUCAGUUUUGAAAAUUGAUAAUGCCUGUGCUUAUGAUCAACCGUAAAUAUUGUUUAUAUAUUUCCAAAAUUGAAGUGUA